GGCGGAGGCGCAGGCCCGGGGUCCCGCGGCGCCCCUGCUGCCCAACGCGGCAGGGACCGGCAUUACCCAGGCUCGCCAGUCUAGGGGCUGUGGCAACUCCCGCCGCCCCUCUUACACCGCGCCCCUUCUCCACGAGCAUGUUUUCCAGGGCCCAGGUGAGGCGGGUUCUGCAGCGGGUGCCCGGGAAGCAGCGACUUGGCGUCUACAGGUUCCUGCCCUUCUUCUUUGUCCUGGGAGGAAUGAUGGAGUGGAUCAUGAUUAAAGUGCGCGUGGGCCAGGAGACCUUCUAUGAUGUCUACCGUAGAAAAGCCUCAGAGAGACAAUAUCAGAAAAGGCUGGAAGAUGCAUCAGAGACUGAACUUCAGCAGUCAAUAAAGUAACUAUUAAAUUUUACUACUGGUUUCAACUCCAUUAAGAAUGUACUUUACAGAUUUCUUGUUCUUAUACACAACUGCCUUUACAAAGAAUUUUUCAGUUUUUCUCUCUGCUUGAAUACUUCCCAAGUUAUUUGUGGACAGCACUUGAGUGAAAAUUAUUUCCUCCUAGAACACAUCUGCCCAAUGAAACUAGUCUGUGAAAUAUAGUUUAACAAAUUGAAGGAUCAAUCAGUUGCUUUUCAGUGCAGUUUCAAUUGUUUGUGAACUUCUUUGUUUUUAGGCCACAAAUGAUACCUGAUCCACUUUUUUGCAGAAUUCAGAUUUAAUGGUGACAUAAAAGAUCUUUACUACAAGACAAUUUAAAUCAGGAUAAUUAUGCUAAUUACACAUCUGCCAGCUACUAAGUUGUAAACAUUUUGUUAGGGUGGUGGGAGUUUCUGACUGACCACACAUUACUUACGUUAAGUGCUCUUGUGAACAAAAUUAACUCUUCCCUUGCCUGGCUCCAGUAACAUACAAGGGCUGGACCUCCAUGAGGACUAGGGGACAUCAGGCUUCAUACCGCUCUGUGAUGAUGUUGCUUUCAUCUUGCUGCUAAAGAUAAAAAUACUGCUCCUUCCAUAAGAAAGUGAACUUUACAGCGUACAGCAAUCAGCUAAAUCAGAGGCUCAGCUACUGGAGAGAUUUUACAAUUUGACCCAAAAUAACUUUGGGACACUUGGUAGAAAAAGAAAAGGCAUCUUUCCAUGUUUACAUUAACCAUAUCCAACAUCAUUUCAAACAAGAAGGUAUCUAUAUUAAAGAAGACUACACUUCAAAAUAGUUUCUAACUAUUGCUCACGAAUAAAGCAAAAGGUACUUAAGGCCACAAGUUAUCCUCAAGUUAAUGGUCUCUUCCUAAAAUUUUCUAGGAAUAUUUUUCUAAGUCCAUUUAUUUUAGAACCCUUACAGUCUAAAUAAAGACCUACUGAUGAGUAUUCACAUCUCAUUAAAGCAAACUCUACAGCCAUCACAGAGAGAUGACUUGAGUUUGAAGACCAGAGAUGGCUAACAGCACUUGUGUCACUUAAAAGAGUUCCUGGUAAACCUAACUUCACAGGCAAAAUUUUAGUGAUUAGAUGGCUACAGAAGAAACUAAAAUUGUAUGAGUCUCAAUUAUAUGGCCUUAUUCCAUGUUUUCCUUCAAGUUUUACAAAUACUUGAUACAGAAAAUAUGUAACACACCUUUUACAAAAAAUAGUAGUGAACACUAAAAAACCAUCAGGAAAUCUGUGUCUGCUGUGGGUUCCUUCCCUAGCCUACCUUGCUGCCUCCACUGAGGAGAAUCACUAUCCUAAAUUUUGUGUCAAUUCUUCCCGAGUUUUUUCCUUUUUGGUUAAAAAAAAAACAACAUUUGAAUCCUUAUUUAUUGAAGGGCAAUCUUUGAAGAUGAUGGGCCAAUGCCCGAUUUUAUGCAAGCAGAAUACCAAAGAGAUUGUAUUAAAAUGGAAGACACUUACAGAGCAUGUUAGUAUGGAUGACAGAGUAAGAAAUUCAUCUAAGGUGCAGGCUUUUAAACUUUGCUUCCACAAUCGCAGCCUCUGCAGCACAAGUUCCAUCCCCGGCCGGCUAGGAAACAAC
Messenger RNA from Talpa occidentalis (Iberian mole), 1997 nucleotides. Its product is annotated as ubiquinol-cytochrome-c reductase complex assembly factor 5. The record is from RefSeq and is a predicted model, not a curated record. The transcript has 2 exons. Bases 138 to 380 code for a protein of 80 amino acids. NCBI's taxonomy places the organism in Eukaryota, Metazoa, Chordata, Mammalia, Eulipotyphla, Talpidae.